ACUCCUCCAUUCCCAGCGCUCUUUGCUCGGGUGUGGCUGGUGGGGCUGGGCUGGCGUCAGAGAAGCCAAAAUGGCGGACUUUGAGGAUCGGGUGUCUGAUGAGGAGAAGGUGCGUAUAGCUGCAAAAUUCAUCACUCAUGCACCGCCAGGGGAAUUCAAUGAAGUAUUUAAUGAUGUUCGGUUGCUGCUUAAUAAUGACAAUCUUCUUAGGGAAGGGGCAGCUCACGCAUUUGCUCAGUAUAACAUGGAUCAGUUCACUCCUGUGAAGAUAGAGGGGUACGAUGACCAGGUAUUAAUUACAGAACAUGGUGAUCUGGGUAAUGGCAGAUUUUUAGACCCAAGGAACAAGCUUUCCUUUAAGUUUGAUCAUUUAAGAAAAGAAGCCAGUGAUUCCCAGCCAGAAGACACAGAUGCAGCGCUCAAGUCUUGGAGGGAUGCUUGUGACAAUGCAUUAAGAACCUAUGUGAAGGAUCACUACCCACAGGGCUUUUGUACUGUUUAUGGGAAGUCUAUAGAUGGGCAGCCAACAGUCAUUGCUUGCAUUGAGAGCCACCAGUUUCAGCCCAAAAAUUUCUGGAAUGGGCGCUGGAGGUCAGAGUGGAAGUUUACUAUCACACCACCUACGGCUCAAGUGGUUGCUGUACUCAAGAUACAGGUGCAUUAUUAUGAAGAUGGUAAUGUGCAGCUGGUUAGUCACAAAGACAUACAGGAUUCUGUAGCAGUUUCGAAUGAUGUUCAGACGGCCAAAGAUUUUAUUAAAAUUAUUGAACUUGCAGAAAAUGAGUAUCAGACAGCAAUCAGUGAAAAUUACCAGACUAUGUCCGACACCACAUUCAAAGCUUUACGCCGGCAACUGCCUGUCACCCGUACCAAGAUCGACUGGAAUAAAAUACUCAGCUACAAGAUUGGCAAAGAAAUGCAGAAUGCCUAAGGCCAGAGCUGAAAUGGUGUAGGAAAUGUUAGCAUGCAAAAUCAAAGCAAAACCACUCAAUGUGUUCCUAUGCCAAGUAGGAAGUUUCUCUGACAUGCUGGCAUUUGUCUAGGGCUUUCAGAGUUAACUGGUUUUCUAGUCUCAUGAAGGACUGCUGAACACAUUGCAUUGUCUGUGUAUUGUUUGCCCCUGCCAUGUAAACUUAUUGUGCAAAAGUAUCCAUGCAUUUCCUAGUAGGACUUCUUUAUUCAGCCACUUUGAGACCAGUGAUACCACUUUCUUCUAGUGUGGGCUGGAAAACUUCUUAGCUGGGAAAGCCUUUCAUAGAAAUGAAAGCUGGUAAUAUUGAGGACAGUGUUCUAGAAUUCUUACUAGCACUCCAGAUGUUGCGUUCAGUUUAAUAGGACUGCAGGCAGUUUAAGACAUCACACUGCACCAAAUACACCUUGUCCUAACUUGCCCCCAUGACUGCCAAUUUCCACCUAGCGAUAUCCUCUAGGCUUGGCUUUUAAUGUUUGCAAGGUGUUUACAACAUUCUUCCCAGAAAUCCCAAGGAAGCCAGAUCUUCUAGAAGGGGGGUAGGGUAUUUUUUUAAAUCCAAAGAUUCAAGUCACAUUUUGUUCAAGCAAUUUUUCCCCUUUCUCUUCUUGGAAGAACAGUUUCAAAUAGACAUCUGCAUUUUUACAAAAUGGAUCCCCCAUUUUUCUUUUUUUAAAAUAAUGUCUGAUUGCUGUCAAAACAUCUUGUUUAGACUGAGAAGAAAUUACAGAAUUGUUUACAGAAAGUUGGGCUUACUCUGCUUUAAUGCUUUGUGGCAAGUUGAUGGCAUUUAUACCAGGGAUGUAUGAAUGAACAUUUAUAAACAGUCAAUAAAAGAUUUGCACCAAAGCAUGUUCUGGUGUAGGUAGUUUCUGUUGUGGUACUCAAGAUGAGCAAUGCUUUUCAAUGGAUAUUUGUUGAGAUUAUUUCUUGGAGCUUAAAGAUGUUGGUAGUAAGAUCUUAUCAUAAGAGAGUCCUUGCCGACUUGAGCCAAAGUCCAUCUACUCUAGAACAUUGAUUCUGUUUGUGGCUAGAAAGGUAGCGUUUCCCUGUUUUAUUGUCAGCAUCUAAUAAUCUGAGGUUGGUGCCUCUGAAAAUGGAGGUUCUCCUUUACAUUGUCAAGGCUUAUGACAAUUAGUAGACCUUUUCACUGAAAUGUCUACUGUGUCCCCAAUAUCAGUGUUUUGGUCCAGCAUUCUCCUCACUCCACAUAACACACAGUUGUUAACAAAGGUUUUGUAUAAGCUUUCAUCACUUCAGACUUGCAUUUUACACUCACCCAGUUUGGGAUGUUCUUGAGAAUGUGCUUGGGGUAUUCUCAUCCUGAAUACUGUGGAGAUUGUAAAAUUAUGUAUCCCACUGUGAAAUAGUUAUGGCUAAUAACACUAAACCUAAUACAUAUCUUCCCAGUAUCCCAGAUGACUCUGAUGAGGCCUGAUUCAGAUAUAGGCAUGCAUGUAAGAGGCCUGAGGCAGCAUCGGGUCAUUCAUCUCUUGGUAAGAGGUACAUGUCAACAGUGUUUUUGCUUUGUUUUGGAUAUAAUGGUGAGUCAUAGGUAACCCUAUGGCGACUCCUGGUGAGGUUUUCAUGGCAAGAGACUUAACAGAGAUGGUUUGCCAUUGCCUGCCUCUGGAUAGCAACCCUGUUCUUCCUUGGAGGUGUCCAAUCCUCUCACUAACCAAGGCUGACCCUGCUUGGCUUCCAAGACUUGAUGAGAUCAGGCUUGCCUGGGCUAUCCAGGUCAGGGUUUGGAUAUAGUACACAAAUAAAAAUAUUACUAGAAAAUUUUGC
Eublepharis macularius is the source of this 2761-nucleotide messenger RNA. It is a transcript of the gene CAPZA1, whose product is annotated as capping actin protein of muscle Z-line subunit alpha 1. Lineage: Eukaryota; Metazoa; Chordata; Lepidosauria; Squamata; Eublepharidae. The transcript is spliced from 10 exons. The record is from RefSeq and is a predicted model, not a curated record. Bases 71 to 931 code for a protein of 286 amino acids. Gene Ontology annotation, cellular component: actin cortical patch; F-actin capping protein complex. Gene Ontology annotation, biological process: actin cytoskeleton organization; barbed-end actin filament capping. Gene Ontology annotation, molecular function: actin filament binding.